GGGCGGGGCGCGGCCUGGCGCGCAGGCGCUCUCCUGCUCCGGACAGAAUGGCGGAUGCGGCGCCUCAGCCCAGCAAGAGGAAGCGUGAGCAGCAAGAGGACGCGGAGGCGGCGGAGGCCCCCGGCACAGAGGAGAGGGGAACUGGCGUUGGGAAUGGUACCUCUGCCCGUGUCCACCUACCGUUCUCCGGCUUUAGAGUGCAAAAAGUGCUGAGGGAGUCUGCGCGGGACAAAGUCAUCUUCCUACACGGGAAGGUGAAUGAGGCCUUGAGGGAUGGGGAUGGAGAGGAUGCCAUUGUCAUCCUGGAGAAGACACCAUUUCAGGUAGAGCAGGUGGCCCAGCUCCUGACUGGCAGCCCCGAGCUCCAUUUGCAGUUCUCCAAUGAUAUCUACAGCACGUAUCACCUGUUCCCUCCAAGACAACUGAAUGAUGUGAAGACGACCGUGGUCUACCCUGCAACGGAGAAACACCUGCAGAAGUACUUGCGCCAGGACCUCCGCCUGAUCCAAGAGACAGGAGAGGACUACCGGAAUGUAACCUUACCCCACCUGGAGUCCCAGAGCCUCAGCAUCCAGUGGGUGUAUAACAUUCUUGACAAGAAGGCUGAAGCAGACCGGAUUGUUUUUGAGAACCCGGAUCCCUCUGACGGCUUUGUCCUCAUCCCCGACCUCAAGUGGAACCAACAGCAGCUUGAUGACCUGUACUUGAUCGCCAUCUGCCAUCGCCGGGGCAUCAGAUCACUGCGGGACCUAACUCCAGAGCACCUGCCGCUGCUCAGGAACAUCCUUUGCCAGGGGCAGGAAGCCAUCCGGCAGCGCUACCAGGUGCGGGGAGACCGCCUGCGAGUGUACCUGCACUACCUGCCCUCCUACUACCACCUGCACGUGCACUUCACCGCCCUGGGCUUCGAGGCCCCUGGCUCAGGGGUGGAACGGGCUCACCUGCUGGCCCAGGUGAUCGAGAACCUGGAGUGUGACCCCAGGCACUAUGAGCGGCGCACGCUCACCUUCACCCUCCGGGCCGACGACCCCCUGCUCAAGCUCUUGCAGGAGGCCCAGCGAAGCUGAGUCGGUGUGGGGAGAAGAGCACAGAUUGGUGGAAUUUGGGGAGGGGUGGGGUGGGAAUUUUUUUUAUCUCCAAGUGAGUUUUCUAAGAACGUAUUUGGUACUGGCUUAUUCUCACUCAGUGUGGCUGGCGUGGCCUGGGCAGGCGGGGGUGAGGGCGCAGGGGUGGGCAGAACCAGUGGGAAGGCCUUGAGGAGGGUAGAAAGUCUCGGGGGGCAGCCUCAGCCGCCGAGUGGAGCAGCCCUGGAGGUGCCGAGGGCUUUGUCCAGACCCCUGUGCCCACCGCCCGUGUCGGCGUCCCUGCCCUGGCUCUGCCUCUCCGUUUGCCUCCUUCCUGCCCUGCUGCCACAGCCUCCCUUCCCCCACCUCUCCUUUGAGGAGUUUCCCCCAAAAACCAAACUCAGAACCUUUCAGGAAAUUAUCUGUAGAGCUUUUUGAUGGCACUUCCUCCUCCCCUCCCCAACAUUGAGGUCACGCCUCCCGCCCUGAGUCAGCCUUGUUGAUCAACUUCUUGUUGACGGGGAGAGGGGACUGGUGCCUGGAAGUGGGAGGGUUUUAAUAAGAAUCACAUGAUGCAAGCCCAAAAAGCCUUUGCCUCCGUUAUCUGGUCUGGUCCGAGAGUCCCCGUCCUUGAGUUCUUUAUCUGGGCAGGAAGACAAAACAGACUCACUGGAGCAGCCAGAAAUCAAGUACAAAACAGCGUGUGAGCAAGGCAGCGUGACAGGCUGCAGUCGACGCGGAGCUCUGAGGGGCUCGGGCUCCAGGUGUGAGCAGCACCACGGGCUCACAGGGGCUUGAGACCAGGACGGAGCCUCAGAGUGCCAGGGGCUGGUGACCAGGCAGGGACCCAUCAGGGGCCCAUCUGGGAGGGAUGGCAUCUGCCGCUGCUCCAGCAGAGCUGGGACGUGGCACGCGUGGAAAGCACACAGGUAAACACAAGGCACUCUCUCCACACGGGAGCAGUGCAGAAACGCUCAGGGAAGGCAGGACGCUGGGCUCGUCAGUACAGCAGAAGGAAGCCCUGAGGCAGAGGGGGCGGCUCUUCCUCUGCAUCCCCCGGCC
Molecule: messenger RNA, 2126 nt
Organism: Lemur catta (Ring-tailed lemur)
Lineage: Eukaryota; Metazoa; Chordata; Mammalia; Primates; Lemuridae
Gene: DCPS
Product: decapping enzyme, scavenger
Exons: 6
Coding region: 48-1067 (339 amino acids)
Biological process (GO): deadenylation-dependent decapping of nuclear-transcribed mRNA
Cellular component (GO): nucleus; P-body
Molecular function (GO): RNA 7-methylguanosine cap binding; hydrolase activity
Source: RefSeq, a predicted model, not a curated record